Diuraphis noxia (Russian wheat aphid) is the source of this 2264-nucleotide messenger RNA. RefSeq names its product solute carrier family 35 member F3. Lineage: Eukaryota; Metazoa; Arthropoda; Insecta; Hemiptera; Aphididae. The record is from RefSeq and is a predicted model, not a curated record.
CAGGAGUACGAAAGAGAGAGUAAGGCAGCUAGUGUGGGACAGCGAUCGGGAUGGCCAGAGAAAGAACGAGAGAGAAACGGCAAUGGAAACGGCGAAAUAACCGCUCGCUCGAGUGGUAGGCACCACCUACUGUACGCGCGCGUUCGCUCUGCUGCAGUUUUGUGUACGGCUYGGAGUCUACGUGACUACGUGACCAGAGUUACCGGGUCACCGCGACGAUAACGUAUWACGAUUAACAAACAAUAAUAUUUUUUUAAGCACGCGUCAUAUCAAACAUUGUUUGACGCGAUGUGAUCAAGAUAGGUACCUGUAUUGUAUCACUGCAGCGCGACAUGUAGUAGCCCCUUCCGUCUUAUACACGAUCGAUCGUAUCUUGGCCGCACUAUAGUCAUGAUGAUGAGAGACGUCUGCUGCAGUUCUCUCUUAUCUCAUUGUCCCGAAAGUUCUGCAACGAUAAUAUGAUUUCGAACUCAAACGUAMGACGUCGUCUUGCUGUUCCCCCGACCAGUUUAAAGAUAUUUGAGUGAUGAAGGUCGAAAACAGCGAUGUGCCCACAAUAUUCAACCCACGGAAGCCAAGACUUUCGCAAAGUAACGCCGUGUUGACGUCAGACCACAGACCGUAUGGUCCUUUCUCGCACGUGCUGUCCAGAAGCGAGUCUCUGUGUCAGCCCGAAGAUGUGGAACAAGUGGAACAGUGCCAGCGGAGGCAGUUGGGUAUUUUCAAGAGGCUGAAGAACAAAUGCUGUUCGAAACAUGCGAGGAAGGUUUACUACGGUUUGUGCGUCACAUUUUUCGUCACCGCGUCUUGGGUUGGUGCCACGCACGCUAUUAAAUACCUGUAUAUGUACCAUCCGACCAAAUAUCCAGUGCUUACAGGCAGCGGGUUUAAUUUUUCGUCCAUACACCAACAAACGCUGAUGACGUACAAUGCGCCAUUCUUCACCACAUGGUUUUGCACGAACUGGACCGUGCUAUUCUUCCCGCUGUACUUUUUCUGUCAGCUGGGUAGCCCCAACUACCAGACACCCACCGACAUUCUUGGAGAGAGYGUCCGAAACUUUCGGGACCGCGGGUUCACCGCCGCACACUUCCUGACUCGGUGCUGCAUGUUCUGCAUGCUCUGGGUGUUCACCAACUACCUGUACAUACACGCGCUCAGCAUACUCGUGGCCACCGACGCCUUGGCCUUGUUCGCCAUCAACGUGUGUUGCGUGUACCUGCUCUCAUGGGUCAUACUCCACGAUCAGUUCGUCGGCGUCCGGAUCGUGGCUGUCAUCUUGUGCAGCACAGGGGUGGCUUUACUCGCCUACAUGGACGCCGGCAUUACGAACAAAAAGAAAACCAUGACCGGGGUUCUGUUAGCGGCUUUAGCGGCCGCCGGGUCAGCAGUAUAUAAAGUGAGUACCUCUGGCACAAACACUACUACUAAAAUUAACAAACUACUUCUAYGUGUGUUCAUUYKGUAUAUUUCUGUAGGUAUAGAAUCCAACGGACAACGACUUUUUUUUUGUUCACAUGGCCAUUUUUACUUGGCCUAUUUUACUGUUUCAGCCAUUGACAUAACCAUACACGAUGUACAGUUUUACGGUAUGAAACUGGCUGGCAUCAUACUUAUAUCGAUCGGUUUCUUAUUGGUCAUGUUUCCUAACAACUGGCCAGAAUACAUUUUUCGAUUGCUCAGGAAUAUAAUACUACUGAGUCAUAGCGCUAGGUGGAGCCGGAAGAACCGGGGACUGCCACCCAACCCACCAAAAGUGGAAAUUGACUACCGGACCGGGUACAUCAGGUCGCAUUUGCGAUCUCCGUCCGGUCGGGUCAGGUGACCGACUACUGCCAUUGCCGCUCACGCACCACGGACGUCGACAUCGUUAUUCGUCGCGAUCGACAAACGUUGUAUUAUCAAUGAUAAUGAUAAUAAUAAUAAUAACUGUCGUCGUAUUGCGAAUAUUACGAUUUCAUUUCUUAGCCGUUUUACUUCUUUAUUAUAYAUGUAAAUAAUAUUCCUUAGAGACAGUGCUUGAAUGAAUAGGGGAGAGGAGGGGCAAACUACCACUUAUUUUUUUUCAAAAGCCAAUGGUCAAAACACGUAUCUUAUAAUUUCAUUGUGAUUAUCAGAGAGAUUAUAAAUUUAUAUUAUUCUACAUAACCUUCUGUCCUUCCUAAACUCAGGUCCUAUAUAGGCUGUGCGGGAACCAAAAAAAUUUACUUUAACUUGGUGUUAUAUUAAUUACUAAAAUACCUGAUUCGCAGUGCUCGACUUGG